UCUUUUGUGCAUAUAAUGGUCGUGCUUGAUAAUCUGUUUGUGGUGAAGAUUUGCUUUCAGAAAUGUCUCACUGUCGGGCUCGACGACUUCGUGUGGGAUGUGAAGCGAAAACUUCUCGCCACACUGUCGCAGCCUUUGUCCCAAGCAUUCAACUAUGGUCUUUUCCUUCCACCUUGCGACGGACGAGCUGGAAAAUUUCUUCUAGAGGACCGAGUUGUUCGCGACUAUCCUUUCCACGACUGCGUGCCGUACUUAGAGCUCAAAUACAAAAAGCGGGUCUACAAAAUGCUGAAUCUUGACGAGAAGCAUUUGAAAAGCAUUCAUAGCAAGUCAACGCUGAAGAAGUUCAUGGAUUACGUGCAGUCGAAGAACGCCGAGAAAGUGGAAAAACUCUGCGCUCAGGGCUUGGACGCGAAUUUCCACGACGCGCAGGGCGAGACUCCACUAACUCUGGCGGCUGGAAUCCCGUCUAAUCGAGCCGUACUGGUCGCUCUUGUCGGUGGAGGAGCGCAUAUUGAUUUCAGGAAUUCUGAAGGACAGACGGCGAUGCAUAAGGCGGCAUUCCUAUCGUCUUACGAUAACGUGGAGACGCUUCUGGAGUUGGGAGCCUCGCCGAACUAUCGAGAUCCUAUUGGGCUCACCCCACUGUACUACAACAUGCUCACCACCGACUCCAACGAUCAGGUAGCCGAGAUGUUGCUGAGAGAGGCAGCAGACUUAGGCGUGACAGAUAUGCACGGAAAUCAUGAAAUUCAUCAGGCCUGCAAAAAUGGAUUGGCUAAGCAUGUGGAACAUCUUCUUUUCUACGGUGCCGUCGUCGACGCGGAGAACGUGAAUGGGAACACGCCGCUCCACGUCUGCUCCGUCAAUAAUCGACCCGAGUGCGCUCGAGUGCUUCUGUUCAGAGGUGCGGAUCACCUGUCGGUGAACAAACAGGGUCAAACAGCUCUGCACGUCGCUCACAUCGUCGGUACCACGGCCGUCGCUGAAAUUAUCGCCUCGCACAAUCCGUCCAAUAUUGUGCCUUAUCGCGGCACUCCUCAGUACUCGACACGACGGCGGUUGUCUUCAGCUCUUUCCAAGCGCCGUUCACUCAGUCAAACAUCUUUAUGUAGUCAGGACAUUUACGGAACUCCCAAAGAGCAGCGAAGAAAAGCUCCUUCAGUUGCCCCUUCACCUACGCCAUCGCGCAUUGGCCGAUCAUCCGUUGUCCCAUCAGAUUACGGCACUAUGCGGAUGUGUAUUUCUGAGAUGGCUCCUGGCCAUGAAGCUAACGUGCCACGAAUCCUGGUAAUUCCCAGAGGUCCAAAGGGCUUCGGAUUCAUUCUAAGAGGAGCGAAACAUGUGAAUUCUUCAUUGAAUUUCGAACCAACACUGUUGUCUCCGGCUCUCCAGUUUUUCGAAGGAGUUGAUAUGUCAGGAAUGGCGAUGCGGGCAGGACUGAGACCAGGUGACUAUUUGCUCGAAAUCGACGGGAUCGACGUGAGGACUGCUAGCCAUGAACAGGUUGUGCAUCUCAUUCAAAAAGCAGGGACCACCAUAACUUUGAAGGUGAUUACCGUUGAUCCGUCACUUCCAAUCAAUGGAGGUACCAUUGUACUUUUAUGUACUUUCGUUUCAGGAGAAACGGAAUAUUAUGCUCCUGGUCAACUGCGUUCCGCCUAUGGAGAAACUCGAUGUGCCUCUGUAAAACAGAGGCAUGGAGCCGGAAGACGAAUCUCAGCAGCUGAGCUCGAGAAUCUCAUGAUACGUCAGGGGGAGCGGCAGAAUUAUCAGCCCAUACUCUAUGACCAGGAUUCAACUGGCUCUCCGACUCCAAAGAAAUACAAUUCUGUCUCGGAUAUGAAGCGUCGUAAACAGAGAACUGUUCCUUCACCACAGGGACUAAUAAGAUCGUACGACUCUCAGUUCAGCCCCAAUAGGCUUCUGUUUAAAAUAGUUUGUGCUGGUUCAAAUAUAGCUCCACCCGCUCCACCACCACCACCUCCAAAUUUGUUGAAUAUAUCUUCUACAUCCACCACUUCGGUGGGCAUCACGAAAGCCGGCAUAUCGGUGGAAGCAAUUCGCUCAGUGGCCCUAAAGAAAAGAGAGGUAUGGAUUUUAAUAAAUUUCGACUUAUGUUUUCACAACAGUCACGAAGAAAUUACAACCAGAAUUGUGGGCUUUUCGUGGAUUUCAUCCAAAGAUCUAUCGCUACUCAAGCACGUACUGAGCAGUUCACAGUUGAACUUUUUCAGGUACACUUCUUCGCGGACGUCAUUGGAGCCUUCAGAAUUCGGUGAAGAUCGUGCGGAUCGCCCUCACUUCUCCAUCGACACCUCCACAACGAGGCACAACGUGUCGCUGAUAAGCCAGAACAUCGAAGACAAUUACGGCCCUCGGAAGAACGUCGACAACGUGCGUUUCCUGGGUCUGACAUAUCGAAAAACUGAGAGAUCCGUGUGA
Angiostrongylus costaricensis is the source of this 2445-nucleotide messenger RNA. Lineage: Eukaryota; Metazoa; Nematoda; Chromadorea; Rhabditida; Metastrongylidae. The record is from the annotation of a GenBank genome assembly.